GAUUAAGUGGCGCAACGCAAGAGACCCCACACGAUGAAGGAGUACUAAAACCCGUCUCCUUCUUCAGGACAACAAAAACCCUGUCAAAACUGCACAAACAAACACUAUUUUUGCUGUUGCAUUCCGUCACAGGAUCACUAGUUAUGGAUUCUCUCUGCGAAUUCACACUUGCAGAGAUGGUGGAAAUGGAAAAUAUAUACAAGGAGAUAGGAGAAGAAGCAUUGAGUCCAGAGUUUUGCCAAAGGCUUGCAACAAGCUUUAGUUUUGCACCAAAUCGUGCUGGAAAGCCAGCAAUAACAUGGAACCAGGUGCAAAGUUGGUUUGAGGAUAGACAAAAGGAAUCACAGCCUAAAGUUGCUCCAUUGCCUGUGGCUUUGAAAUUAUUUGUUGAUCUUUCUCCUACAAAUAUCUCAAGUGAUGCACCUGAAAGUUCUCAAAAGUCUAAAGGUGGGAAGGUUACUGAUCUUUCAGAGUUGUCCUUUGAAGCUAGAUCUGCAAAAGAUUACGCUUGGUAUGAUGUUGCUGCUUUCCUCACCUACAGAAUUCUUUGUUCUGGUGAACUUGAAGUACGUGUACGAUUUGCUGGAUUCCGUAAUACAGAUGAUGAGUGGGUGAAUGUGAAAAGGGCAGUGCGAGAACGAUCCAUUCCUUUGGAACCUUCAGAAUGUCACAGGGUGAAAGUUGGAGAUCUUGUACUGUGCUUCAGGGAACGGCUAGAACAAGCAAUCUACUGUGAUGCCCAUGUAGUAGGGGUGCAAAGGCGAUUGCAUGAUGCAAGAGGAGGCUGCAAGUGUAUCUUCGUGGUUCGCUACGAUUAUGACAGUUUCGAGGAAGCUGUUCAGCUGGAGAGGUUGUGUUGCAGACCAACCGAGGAGAACCGCUAGUGAAAACUCAUUAAGAUGCAAAAGGAGGCUUGGAACUUCCAUUAUAGUCUUCAAUUUGAAAUUUUCAUAAGCUGGGAAAGCUUGGAAUCCCACCCCACCCCACCCCCACCCCCCGCGCGGAUUGAUCCAAAUUACAAGUCACUAAUCAAUUUUUCAAUAGUAUAUCCUAUCUGAUAGUCCCUUUUUUCACCAAUUAUCUUUUUCUUUUUUUUCUUCCUUUGCCAUCCUGUAACAACUAAGGCAUUUGAUCGUACUUCUGCUCAAGUUGGCAUAUGCUUGCUCUUUAGUUAGUUUGAUGAAUGUAAACCCAAAAUGAUAGUGGUUGUCA
Jatropha curcas is the source of this 1212-nucleotide messenger RNA. RefSeq names its product SAWADEE HOMEODOMAIN protein (gene SHH1). The record is from RefSeq and is a predicted model, not a curated record. NCBI's taxonomy places the organism in Eukaryota, Viridiplantae, Streptophyta, Magnoliopsida, Malpighiales, Euphorbiaceae. Gene Ontology annotation, molecular function: chromatin binding.